Molecule: messenger RNA, 1247 nt
Organism: Carlito syrichta (Philippine tarsier)
Lineage: Eukaryota; Metazoa; Chordata; Mammalia; Primates; Tarsiidae
Gene: FAHD2A
Product: fumarylacetoacetate hydrolase domain-containing protein 2A
Exons: 9
Coding region: 144-1088 (314 amino acids)
Molecular function (GO): hydro-lyase activity
Source: RefSeq, a predicted model, not a curated record
UCUCCCCGAGCUGCGGUUCCCGGGUCUACCCGCGGUCACCGGUGCCCGCGGUCAGGCCCCCGCUGCCCUUGACCUCCGGCCCCGCGGGCCCUAACCCUAAGCGCAGGGCGCCCGGCAGGACCGGCCCCCGCGGCCAGGUUCUGAUGCGGGCCUUCGGUAGAAGGAGGUUGCUUACGGCUUUGCUGCAGGCUCAGACGUGGCCUUUUCAACCCUCCAGAGACAUGAGGCUGGUGCAAUUCCAGGCGUCCCACCUGGCAGGACCUCACCUGGGCUUGGAGACAGGGAAUGGUGGAGGGGUUAUUGACCUCAAUGCUUUUGACCCCACGCUCCCCAAGACAAUGUUGCAGUUCCUGGAGCAGGGAGAGGCCACCCUCUCAGUGGCAAGAAGAGCCCUGGCUGCUCAGCUGCCAGUCCUGCCACGAUCAGAGGUGACCUUCCUGGCACCAGUCACACGUCCAGACAAGGUGGUGUGUGUGGGCAUGAAUUAUGCGGACCACUGCAAAGAACAGAACGUGCCAGUGCCCAAGGAGCCCAUCAUCUUCAGCAAGUUCGCCAGCUCCAUUGUGGGACCCUAUGAUGAGAUUGUCCUCCCACCCAAGAGCCAGGAGGUGGACUGGGAGGUGGAGCUGGCCGUGGUCAUUGGAAAGAAAGGCAAGCAUGUCAAGGCCACAGACGCCAUGGCUCAUGUGGCCGGCUUCACUGUGGCUCAUGAUGUGAGUGCUCGUGACUGGCAAGUGAAACGCAAUGGGAAGCAGUGGCUGCUGGGGAAAACCUUUGACACCUUCUGCCCUCUGGGCCCUGCCUUGGUGACCAAGGACAGUGUAGCAGACCCACACAACUUAAAGAUCUGCUGCCGAGUGAACGGGGAGGUGGUCCAGAGCAGCAACACCAACCAGAUGGUGUUUAAGACAGAGGAGCUGAUAGACUGGGUCUCCCAGUUCGUCACUCUUUACCCAGGGGAUGUCAUCCUGACUGGGACCCCACCAGGUGUUGGUGCAUUCAGGAAACCUCCUGUCUUUCUCAAGAAGGGAGAUGAAGUCCAGUGUGAGAUUGAAGAACUGGGUGUCAUCAUCAACAGGGUGGUGUGAUGGUUCCUGCACAGGCCCUGCAUCUGCUCCCACUCAGCCUAGCCUAUGAAAAGGCCCAGUGCCAGGCAUGGGCAGAUGCCAGCCCCUGCGAGCUUCUCUUCUAGGUAGAAGGGAGAAUGACAGAGCUUCCCUCAAUAAAUUUGUCAAGCCAAAGCAGCA